CCCAGAUAUCAACACAACAGCUUUAUAAUUCCAGUUAUUUUGCCACGGUCUCUUUUCACUUCUUUGCUGCUGAAAAACCUAGGGUUAAGACUUCCUUGUUAGGUUUUCAACAGCUUUGUGCGCACAAUGGUUCUUCAAAACGAUAUUGAUUUGCUGAAUCCUCCCGCUGAGUUGGAGAAGAAAAAGCACAAGCUCAAGCGUCUUGUUCAGUCACCAAAUUCUUUUUUUAUGGAUGUCAAGUGCCAAGGCUGCUUCAACAUAACAACUGUGUUUAGCCACUCUCAGACAGUUGUGGUAUGUGGCAACUGCCAGACUGUGUUGUGCCAACCAACAGGUGGAAGAGCCAGGUUAACUGAAGGGUGCUCAUUUAGGAAGAAGGGAGAUUGAAUGGUGCAGUAAUCAAACUUUUCUUUAUCCAUGGUCAAGAGUUUUGGUGGUUAGAGUUUUUAUAUGAAAUCAUGCUGUGUUAAUUUUUGUUAAAUUGUAACGAUAUUAACUCUAUUUCCUUAUUCAAUGGUUUAGUUGGGUUAUUCGAUUUUGCAAUGAAUAGCAUGAAUUUAUUUG
Molecule: messenger RNA, 564 nt
Organism: Vigna umbellata (rice bean)
Lineage: Eukaryota; Viridiplantae; Streptophyta; Magnoliopsida; Fabales; Fabaceae
Product: small ribosomal subunit protein eS27y-like
Biological process (GO): translation
Cellular component (GO): ribosome
Molecular function (GO): structural constituent of ribosome
Source: RefSeq, a predicted model, not a curated record